UCCGGGAUGAUCCACCUGACGAGCACGAGACGAGACGUCACCAGGUGACACGAGUCCAGAUUUAACUACAGACGGUCUAUAUGUAGAUGUGACUACAGACGGUCUAUAUGUAGAUGUGACUACAGACGGUCUAUAUGUAGAUGUGACUACAGACGGUCUAUAUGUAGAUGUGACUACAGACGGUCUAUAUGUAGAUGUGACUACAGACGGUCUAUAUGUAGAUGUGACUACAGACUAGAUACCAGUUGAAGGACCGACAGAGGGGUUCUCCUCCGGAUCUCCUCGCUCAGGUGUUUACCGCCUCAUGGAUUCUGCAGAUGGUCAGCGUGGGCGUGACGCUCCGAGACGUUCCCCUCUCGACAUCAUCAUGAGUCAGAUACGCCGGAAACGCACGGCCUCAGACAGGAAGCCGCUGGGACGCUUCCUGUCCCGGACGGGGAUUCCUGAGGACGGGGAGUCGGAGGGGAGGGAGGAGAGAGCACAGAGCUCAGGUGCAGCAGAGGACGAGCGAGACGUCAGCUGGGGUCGAGUGUGUGUUUUCCUGCAGAGGCUCGGGAAGAAAGCCGACAGCAGGAGCCUGAGUCUGGCUCACUGUGAUGUGACCGCUACAGACCUGCUGGAGCUAGCGACGUUGCUCCAGUUCCUGCCUCAGCUGGAGGAGAUGGACGUUUCCUGGAACGAGCUGAUUGGUGGAUGUCUGCACGCGCUGACCUCUCACCUCCAUCAUGUGGGCGGGAUCAGGACGCUGAGGCUCUGCAGCUGCAGGCUGAACGCUGAUGAUGUCACUGCACUGGGUGAAGCUCUCGGCUGCGUCCCACACUUGGAGGUCCUGGAUUUGUCCUGGAACGGAGGUGUCGGAGGCGGAGGGUUGCAAGGCCUCCUGGGUAAAGUUUACCCACCACUGAGGGAGAUUCGCCUGGUUUCCUGUCAGCUCUCUGCAGCUGAUGCUACUGCACUGGGGGGGGUACUGUCCUCUCUGCCCAGACUCUCGGUGCUGGACGUCUCCUGUAACCCUCAUCUCUCGCAGGACGGCGGCGGCGGCUUCAGCGACCUGGCCGCCUCCCUCUCUCACGCCACCUCCCUCACCACACUUCGACUGCAGGCCUGCGGUCUGUCGACGGACGGCCUCGACGCUCUGGGUAGGAGAUCUACUCUUGGGGUUUACUGUCAGCAGAGUGUAUUUGAGGUGAUAACAGGUCGCCCCCUCUGUCCUGCAGGUGGUUCGCUCCGCUACCUCCCCUCAAUGCGAGAGAUGGACCUGUCCUGUAACAAGGGUCUCUCUGGAGGACUGGACCACCUCACCUUCCACCUGGCUCACCUCACACACCUGGAGAGCCUCGACCUUCACCUGUGCUGUCUCACACACACUGACCUGGAGGCCCUCAUCCAGGUGCUCCCCUCUCUGACGGCGCUCACAGAGCUCAACGUGUCGUCCAAUAAGGAGGCAGGGGCUUCGGUUCACGCGCUGGUCUCCGCCCUCCCUCUGACACAGAUGAAGCGUCUGCCGCUCAACAGCUGCAGCCUCAGUGAGGAGUCAUUCACUGCUCUGGCUCUGGCUGUGCCCUUCCUCCGCACUGUGGAUGUUUCCUGGUGCAAAGUGGUCGGCGGUCGCGUGGCUCUGCUUCUUGACGCUCUGCAGCCGUCGGUCGUCCUGGAGCUUCGUCUCAGCAGCUGUGACCUCUCCACCGACGACCUGCGUCACUUAGCUGUGGUCUGCAGACGUGGUUGUAUGUCGUCUCUACUGGUGCUGGAUCUCUCCUACAACGGUUCGGUGGGCGACGACGGCUGGUCCGCCCUGUUUGAAGCCGGAGGCCUGGGCUCGCUGGAGGAUGUCGACCUUAGCCUACGACCUUCGACCUCGGCCUCCUGCUCGGCCUGGCUGCCGGCGCUGCACCGCGCUCUGCCUCGACUGCCGGCGCUGACCCGGCUGGCCAUGCAGCGAUGGACGAUGGGCUCCCGGGAGCGACAGCAGCUGUGCCACAGCGCGAGGAAACGAAAUGUCCUGCUGGAGCGGGAUCCGGACUUUAAAGACGCAGCUUCAUCAUGUCAGACGACCAAUCAGGAGAGUCCAGAGGAGUAGGGACCUUGUAGAGAAUGCAGCUGAUCUGACGUCAUAUGUCACUGAGGAAAUUCAUCUCAUUUAUCACACCUGGAAGAUUUCAACAGAGCAUUAAAGUAAAUAUCGUAAACUUUGUGAUCCCAACUGAUUAUUCUUACAACACAGAGAAAUGUGGAUCUGAUGCAUGUGUCUUCUCAGGUCUGGAAAAUAUUACAAAUCAUUUUCAGGCGUUUUUUCGUUUAGAAACUUUUUAGAAACUUUCUUGGCAAAGUUAGAAUCCACAGCUACGGCUGAACUGACAGAUACUUUGACUACAAAUCAAAGUAUUGGAGAAAUGUUUUCAUUGGCAAGAAGUCGUCCUUAAAGUACUUAGUAAAAGUAUUUAGUUUUAUGACAGCUGCAGAAUAACAACGCGUGGAGAACAUUUCAUUGGUUCAUCCGGUUCUUCCUGGUGGACUGCUCACGUCCUCAUCGAGCACACGUCCUCAUCGAGCUCACGUCCUCAUCGAGCUCACGUCCUCAUCGAGCACACGUCCUCAUCGAGCUCACGUCCUCAUCGAGCACACGUCCUCAUCGAGCUCACGUCCUCAUCGAGCUCACGUCCUCAUCGAGCACACGUCCUCAUCGAGCUCACGUCCUCAUCGAGCACACGUCCUCAUCGAGCACACGUCCUCAUCGAGCUCACGUCCUCAUCGAGCACACGUCCUCAUCGAGCUCACGUCCUCAUCGAGCACGCCCCCUGCGUCCUUCUACGAGCUUAAAUCAGUUUUUAAGUGUAAUUGGUUUGAAAUCAUUCAUUUGAACAACACAUAUGAUUUUAGGUCAGGAUCAUGCUUUUAUGAGUUUAAUCUGUGCAUUAAAGAUUAAAUUGUAAACAUGAAGCUGGAUCUCAGGGUGAAGAUUUUCAUCUUUGAUAAAGAAUUCAGUUUAUUGUUCAGAAGAUUAUCCAACUAAUCUAUAUCUCUGCAAAUGUUUAGAAAUGAACCCGAAUCUUUGAUUUUGAUAUUUGACAGUGAAAGUGUGAUAACACGUUCUGAAGAUGAGAAUUAUAACAUUAACUUCAUUAUAAACAUCAUUCUGGGUACUUUCCACAUCCAUGAAUGCAGAAUGAAAACACCCACAGGAUUUUAUAUGAAUUUAAAUAAUAUAUCAAAACUUGACAUCUGUCCAAAUGAACUUUUCAAUGAUCUACAAA
Messenger RNA from Hippoglossus stenolepis (Pacific halibut), 3254 nucleotides. RefSeq names its product leucine rich repeat containing 31 (gene lrrc31). The record is from RefSeq and is a predicted model, not a curated record. The coding region runs from base 305 to 2080 and encodes 591 amino acids. The transcript has 9 exons. Lineage: Eukaryota; Metazoa; Chordata; Actinopteri; Pleuronectiformes; Pleuronectidae. Gene Ontology annotation, molecular function: protein binding.